AUGCCUCCACCAGGAAUUUCUCCGGACGAUCCACGCCUGCGGGCUCUUUCCAGUCACCCGCCCGAUCAUCUUUCGGUCGCAAAACCAAGCGAGCUGCCGGGACUGGGGGGUUUGGAACAUGCUCAGGCUCUUGCCGAAAAUUACCCUUUCCAGACCCUCGCUCACCGUCUGUCUGCCAUAGAUGAAGAUGAAAAUGCUUCUGAUGGCUUGGAGACUGAGCACUCAGAGGCCAAUGGCUCUUUGAGGGCCAGGUACCACGGUAUGAAGAAGUCCUCGGAAAACUUGGCCCGCAUGGCCGCUUUGAAACCAGGGAAGAAACUCCGCAACAACCCUUACGCAAGCGAUCCUCAUGUUGUCUCCAAGUUCACGGAGAAACUCGACAUUGAUGAGUCCGAGGUUGUUGCAGCACUUCGAAACCGCGAAGCUCAGGUCCAGUUGCCCUUGAUGACAAAGAUCAAGAGAACCAUCAAGACCGUCGUCUGUUGGCACAACCCCGCUGAGUCCGAUGAUUCUCGUGUUGACGACAAUGUCACUGGCUUGGCUGCUCAAGGUCUUGAAGAAAAGGUGAGUUAUGAUUUGGAUGUCAAUCAUAUCAAGUGGCGCAACGGCAUGCUGACUGGAACACAGACGCAGACUGAUGGCGAUUCUGACAAGACUCGCCUUCCGAGUAUGUCCAAGGAGGAAACCGAGGAAUCUUUGACUGCCCUCAUUGAGGAUUUGUUUGCCGAAGAUGGCACAGAGGAUGCCAAUUGCGAGUUGACCUCCUACGCCGAGGCUGAGAAGCCCUACCCCGCUGAACUUAUGAACACCGAUGUCUCAAAGGGUCUUACUGACGAGGAGGUGAUUGAACGCCGCAAGACCUACGGCCGGAACGUGAUGACCCAGGACAAGGUCAACCACUUGGUCCGUUUCCUGCUGCACUUUGUCGGCCCAAUCCAGAUUGUUAUGGAGAUUGCUGUCAUUCUGUCCGGUGCUUUGCAGGACUGGAUUGACUUUGGUGUUAUCGCUGGUUUGCUGUUUUUGAAUGCUGUAGUUGGAUUUGUCCAAGAGUACCACGCUGUCAACAUCGUUGCAAGUCUUAAGAAGACACUGUCCCCCAGAGCGUUGGUAAUUCGCAACCGAGGUCUGCAAGAGAUACCCGCAGAGGAUGUCGUCAUCGGUGAUAUUCUUUAUCUUGAAGACGGAUCUAUUGUUGCGGCUGAUGGUACGAUUGUCUCCCCUAUGGGCGUCAUCCAGGUAGACCAGUCCAGUAUCACUGGAGAAUCUCUCGCAGUGGACAAAGACAAAGGGGAUCCGUGUUACGCCACUUCAGUUGUGAAACGUGGCUCCGCAUUCACAGUUGUGACGGCAGUUGGUGACCACACCUACGUCGGCAAUGCUGCAGCUCUGGUGAAGAAGGCUGAGCAACGUCCUGGGCACUUCACUCUGGUUUUCAGUCGAAUGGGUCGUACCCUUCUGUAUUUGGUUAUCUUGACCAUUCUCGCUGUUUGGGUGGCAGGGUUCUAUCGCUCCAACCUAAUUGUUCAGAUCUUGGAGCAGACCCUGGCGAUCGUUGUGGCCGGUGUUCCCGUUGGACUCCCGGUUGUGGUCACCACGACCAUGGCUGUUGGUGCAUCUUUCCUGGCCAAACGCAAAGCAAUUGUUCAGAAGCUCUCGGCUAUUGAGUCCCUGGCAGGCGUGGAGAUUAUCUGUUCGGACAAAACAGGCACUCUCACACGUAACGUCUUGACCAUGGGAGAGAUAUGGCUCGUUGGUGGAUGUGCGGAAUAUGACCUGAUGUUGACGGCUUGUCUUGCUGCCAAUCGAAAGAAGGGUGGGAUUGAUGCCAUCGACAAGGUUUUCAUCAAGGGUCUUCGUGAUUACCCGAGUGUUAAAGCGGCCAUCAUGAUGUACCAAACGAUUGAGUUUUCUCCGUUUGAUUCGGUCUCAAAGAAGGUCACUGCACUUGUUAAAACGGAAUGGGGUGACCGAGUUCUCUGUGUCAAGGGUGCUCCUAAGGCUGUCUUGGAAAUGGUGCAAAUGGACACGGUUCUCAGCGACGACUUCAUUGCUGAGUACAAGGCCAAAAUCCUGGAAUUUGCCAGCCACGGGUACCGCUCUUUGGGCAUUGCUCGCAAGUAUGAAGGCAAGGACUGGGAAGUGCUGGGAAUUGUACCAUUUUUUGACCCUCCUCGUCAUGACACUGCCCAGACUAUCGCCGAAGCCAAAGCCCUGGGUCUGUCUUUCAAGAUGCUCACCGGAGAUUCUGUCGCUAUUGCCCGAGAAACAUGCGCGUCUCUUGGACUCGGCACCAACAUUUACAAUGCUGAGCGACUUGGACUGACCGGUGCGGGCUCUAUGUCUGGGUCGGAGAUUGCGGACUUUGUGGAAGCUGCGGAUGGAUUCGCCGAAGUGUUCCCACAGCACAAGUACAGCGUGGUUGAAAUCUUACAGGCUCGUGGAUAUUUGGUGGCAAUGACCGGUGACGGUGUCAAUGAUGCCCCUUCCUUGGGUAAGGCAGACACUGGUAUCGCAGUCCAAGGUUCGUCGGAUGCGGCUCGAUCUGCUGCAGAUAUUGUGUUUUUGGCAUCCGGCCUGUCUGCCAUCAUCGAUUCGACCAAGAUUGCUCGUCAGAUUUUCCACCGCAUGUACUCAUACGUGGUUUAUCGCAUCGCGCUUUCCUUCCACCUGAUUUUGUUUUUCUUGUUCCAGAUCAUGGUCAAGAACGCCACCUUGGAUCUUCGGUUGAUCGUUUUCUUCGCAAUUUUUGCAGACAUUGCAACUUUGACAAUUGCGUAUGACAACGCCAAUUACUCGCCCCGCCCAGUGAAAUGGAACACGCCAAGACUGUGGGGCGAGUCAAUCGCUCUGGGAUUCAUGUUGGCAAUUGGCAGCACGAUCACGUACACCACGAUGCUGUCGAGCAACACAGGUGGGGGAAUUGUUGAGAGCCAUGGGCCUGUUCCGACUGGACUGAGUGAUGAAGUGAUGUUCUUGGAGAUAUCGCUGACUCAGAGCUGGUUGAUUUUCAUCACCCGUGCCUCUGGUGUUGGUUCUCGUUCACUCUAUGCCAUGGCUCCGUCGUUGCAACUCUGGGGUGCUGCUUCUUUGGUCCAAUUGACGGCAAGUUUGAUGGCCGCAUUUGGAGUUUUUGGUGAACGCGUCCCUGUGCUGACUGUCAUUCGUGUUUGGGGUAUCUCAAUUGGAGUGACUUGUGUUGCUGCAAUGGUGUAUGUCCUGUUGCAUAACUCGGAGGCAUUCGACAACCUCAUGCACGGCAGACUUUCUCGACGCCGGGCUAAAAAGCGUUUGUCUGAGGACUUUGGCCUCAAUGUGCAACGCAUGGCCAACCAGCAUGAGAGCGCGUCCUAG
Molecule: messenger RNA, 3351 nt
Organism: Penicillium olsonii
Lineage: Eukaryota; Fungi; Ascomycota; Eurotiomycetes; Eurotiales; Aspergillaceae
Source: the annotation of a GenBank genome assembly